UCGUGGGUCACAGCAUGGAGGUUGUAAUUAUAAAAUUAUUGUCAUGGUACAAUGCUGAUUUCAUGCCUAUCAGCUAAGAGUUCAUACGUUCCCCAGCUGCUCUUGUUAUUCUCUAAUUAUAUUUGUGCCACAUUUGGGGCUUUUAUCACAAACUGAUUUUUACUGUCUGAUCAUCAGGCCCAAUCCCCGAAUAGAAACUAGCCAAGCCCUCUCUAAAGAAAGGAAAAUGAAAUAGAACACCAAAAGCCGACUAGAGCAACCUAGCAUGUUCUUGACAGCGUGCCUCCUUGCCCAAAACAGUAGUGGACGCCCGUCUGAAACCAAAUAGGCUGGUGGUUUGAUACCAAGUAAGAUACAUUUUACAUCUCUAGCUACUGCAGUUAGGUACCUAGCUAGAUUGUUUAUGAUCUGUUAAGCAAACCGAUUUUUCGUUUGACGAUUUGGGGACUACAAUAGAUAGCUACACCUUGCUAGCUAGAAAGCUAUCAAGAUUGAUUGGUUCACUCACUCACUGCAAAACGAAGAUGCCACAGAAGCGUCGUUCUCAGUCUUGGGCAGAGUUGAAACAAACUGGAAACGAAUGCUUUAAAACUGGACAGUAUGGGGAGGCUGUCUCUCUUUACAGCCAGGCUAUUAAAGAAGUGGAGAAGUCAGGAAAGAAGAAUCCAGAGGAUCUUAGUAUACUGUAUUCAAACCGUGCAGCCAGCUAUCUGAAGGAUGGAAAUUGUGGGGAGUGUGUGAAGGACUGCACUGUAUCUCUUGACCUGGUUCCGUUUGGCAUCAAGCCUCUCCUUCGUCGCGCUGCAGCGUAUGAAGCACUGGAGAGGUACAGAUUAGCCUACGUGGACUACAAGACGGUCCUGCAGAUAGACUGUAACAUACCUGCAGCCCAUGAGGGUACCAACAGAAUGACAAAGUGUCUGACAGAGGUGGAUGGACUCUCAUGGCGAGAUAAGCUCCCACCUAUUCCAACUGUUCCAAUGGCCGUCAAAGAAAAAUUGUCUCAGGCAUCAAACCAUCACACGACAGAACACAAUGGCACACAAGGGAAAAAUAAAUCUGCCCUUGGAGAGACUGACAUUAAAAAAGCCCUAUCACUGAAAGAGGAAGGCAAUGGCCUGGUGAAAAAGAGAGAGUACAAGAAAGCCAUUGAGAAAUACACUCAGAGCCUCAAACACAAUUCCUCAGAAAUCACAACCUACACAAAUAGGGCGCUCUGCUACCUCGCUGAAAAGAUGUACAAGGAGGCAGUGAAAGACUGUGAAGAAGCGUUGCAGCUAGACAACGUAAAUGUCAAGGCACUGUACAGACGAGCUCAGGCACACAAAGAGUUAAAAAACUACAAAGCUUGUGUUGAAGAUCUAAACAACUUGCUGAAAGUUGAGCCAAAGAACACAGCUGCACAGAAAUUGCUGCUUGAAGUGCAAAGGAAGUGAGCUUGUGAUUCGAGUGGAUGUGAAGGACCCUACCAUGCUGACCAGGUGCACACGUCUGAAGUGCCUGUAUUCACUCACUGAAGCAAUUUUCUAAUCUAUUUCCUGGCCUGUUUAACUUACUCCCACCCAAGAUGGAGUAUUGCUGUGACUACUACAAGGAAGCACAGUCAAUGCAGCACAUUGUUACACCUGGAUUUAUUCCAAAAGCAUGUUGUAGGCAUACAGCUCUUCAAGGCAAUUUCCAAUUGAGUCAUUAACUGUAAUGUCAACAUAAGUUGCUUUUGUAACAUUGCAAUUUAUAUAACUGGCUUCUGGGUUGCAUCCAUGCCUUAAGCCUUCAUGUAAACAUGCAAUUGAUGCAUUAAUUUAAAUGAUAGUGCUCAACCAUUCUUCCACAAGGAUUAUGCAUUUGUACUGUAUCAUGUUUCAUUAGUGUCAUGUCAUUACUUAUGUGGUUAAAUGGAUAGGUCACCCAAAUUAAGAAAUUAAAUGUUGCUUUCUUUACAUGGACAUGGUAUUACAAGAAUCAAUGCAUGGACAGUAUUUGAAGAAUAGAGGCCAAUCAGUGCAUUGGCACUGUUUCAAAUUCAAAUAUGCAAAUCCAAUGCAAGUUCAUGGUAGUUAUUUGAGCAUUUCUGCAAAUAACGUUAUUCACUUAAAUCUUUUUUACAUUUCUCUUUCAAAAAUAGGUGAAUACAAAUAAGUAACACAUCAUACACCUGAAAAUAAAUGACCAGGUGUGAGAAAAAAAUAUCAAACGAAAUAAAAUGCUUACAAAUGUUAUGAUUUAAUAGAAAACAGCAACUUUUCAGUCAAAUACCAUCACACAUAAAAAAACAUGGUGAACAGCAGGUGUUAAUAUAGGAUCAAUUGGCCAAUCAAAAUGAAAACAAUCAUGACAUCAUAAUUGUAAACACAAAAAUAGGUGCUUAACAUUAUCGAUAAUAUCUCCAUGGGUGAACAACUCUGUAAAGAUGUGGUUAUUUUUUAAUAAAUAUCUACAACAUUAAAUAUU
Esox lucius (northern pike) is the source of this 2451-nucleotide messenger RNA. RefSeq names its product translocase of outer mitochondrial membrane 34 (gene tomm34). Bases 525 to 1436 code for a protein of 303 amino acids. Gene Ontology annotation, cellular component: cytosol; mitochondrion. The record is from RefSeq and is a predicted model, not a curated record. Gene Ontology annotation, molecular function: heat shock protein binding. NCBI's taxonomy places the organism in Eukaryota, Metazoa, Chordata, Actinopteri, Esociformes, Esocidae. The transcript has 8 exons.